This is a messenger RNA of Caretta caretta (loggerhead turtle), 5473 nucleotides long. It is a transcript of the gene SFSWAP, whose product is annotated as splicing factor SWAP. Gene Ontology annotation, biological process: RNA processing; mRNA 5'-splice site recognition. NCBI's taxonomy places the organism in Eukaryota, Metazoa, Chordata, Testudines, Cheloniidae. The record is from RefSeq and is a predicted model, not a curated record. Gene Ontology annotation, molecular function: RNA binding.
GGCGGUGGGGGCAGCCGCGUGGAGCUGCUGGUGUUCGGCUAUGCCUGCAAGCUGUUCCGGGACGACGAGAAGGCCCAGUACCAGGAGCAGGGCCGGCACCUCAUCCCCUGGAUGGGAGACCCCAAGAUCAUGAUCGAUAGGUCGGUGCAACCCAACCCCCAGCCUUUGCUGCGAGAUCUCCUGUGAUAGCCUCUUUCUGCUCCUCCCCCAGUGCUGCGGGGUGUGUGGGGGCCUCCCUCUGGCAGGAGGAGCGGGGGAGUGCUUCGUCUCUGGCAGCGUUAAGGGAGGCCCUUCUCCCUGGCAGUGGGUUUGGGUGUCCCCGUGGCGAUGUUGGGGAACCCUUUCCUCUGGCAGGGAGUAUUGGGGUUUCCCUCUCUGGCAGGAUUAGGAGUCUCUCCCCUUCCUCUGGCAGAUGGUAUUUAUUGGGGUCCCCUCCCCCUGUCAGGGUGGGUAUAUGUGGGGAGGGGUGGGAAUAAUCUGCUCCUUUUCAAAUCAAACCCCAAGCAGCUUCUCACCUCAAAAGAAGGGGGGCUCUUGCUAUAAGGGAAUGCUAAAUUAGAAACUUAAAUCGUGGGGUCCAUAAGCAAGAAGGGGGGGAGGUUAUUUUGCACAGAGAGGGAAAUUAGGCUGAGUUGAAUUCCUCCAGUUAAUUUAGACGAUAAAGUGCCGAUGGGAUCCCCUAAAAAGCAGUUCCUGGCAUGAUUGCUCCCUAGUCAUGCCAUGAGUUGUGGCAGUUAGGCCACUUAGCUUUCCUUCCCAGGAAUUUCAGACUUCUAACCUCAAUUAGGAGUUGCUUUUUUGGUUGUUUUUGUGAUUUGUAGCAGUUCACAGUCUGAGGGAUUAACAGGAUCUGGCUAUUUGAUUUUUUUCCUCUGGUCUCUGCAGUAGAUUCAGCAACUCAGGAUCAGAUGGAGGAAUAUAUUAGUUCAAAACCUGCUUUUCAGUGGCUCUUGUGAGGGGGGGGGAUGGAGAAUCAGGUCAGGAGUGUUUUGUGGGGGCUUGAAAAGCACAGUGCUUUAAGCAGUUGUGGUUGGACCUGAAGACUCAAAUGGGAAAACCUGAAGGGCUUUGGUUUGAAAAGGAUCACAUCACAUACUGUAGGCAUUUGCUCCCUCAAUUCCCACUUCAUUAGGCCUCUUUCAGUGGUUACAUGUGAUUUCCAGGUCCUAGGCUCGCAACCAUAUCUACUCGAUUGGAAUAAAUAUUCAUUGAAGGGAGGUGGUGGGGAACCCCAUUAUGUGAAACUGGACUGGCAGAAAAGAUUCACAGAUGCCUUGUUUGGAGUAGUUAACAGGUCUUUCCCAUUUAUGAUUUCACUAAUUGAAAUCAAACACCUAAAUUGGAAAACAGAUCAGAAAUUAAUUAGUGUAUAGUUGUACGUUAUUGUUGAUAUGGAAGUUUAAACUUAGUGAUGGGGCCUGUCAUCUGAUGGUAGUUUAUUUUUGUGAUGAAAAAUUUCAUUAGCCAGUUCUGUGGUGUAAAUUAAGGUAUUUGUGGUUUCAUACAGUAAUGGCCUGAGAUAGAACAGCUGCAGCAAUUGUUGGGAGCAAACUCUAAGUAUGUGUAUGUAUGUAUACAUAACAUUUAAAACCAAUAACAAUCUACAUUUGUAAGUUAAGGAGGUUUGCAUUUAUGAGCAAAAGUUAGAAUCAGAUGAAACAUUAUGCACUAACCUUAUCAGCUCCUUUGGAAAUUCAGAUUUUUAUCCCCAACAGCAUGAAAUCUUUUCCCCCAGUUGAAGAAAGCCUAUUACUGUGGGAAGACUGGGGCAGAAAUUUGCCUGUGGAUAAACACUUUUGAUUAACAAGACCAACAUAUCUCAAUAACAUUUUCUAUUAGUUAUAUGUACUUUCUUUGUUUUUGAUUUAGCAAGAUGGCUCAGUCAAGAAUUGUGUGUGUGAGGACUAACCAGCGGAGUGAAGUUUACUAUCUCUUUAUUAUCUAUUGGUUUCUAAUAUUGACACAUAAAGGAGAAAUAUGUCAAACGUUAUCUUAAUGCAGCACUUUUUCUGCACACAAAACCAUUUCUGCUUAGGAGAUGAAAUCACAUCGUUGGUUAUUGGUGCCAUUUUUAUGGUGAACCUCCUUAAAUUGCAUGUAUAUGUUACUGUUCCUAUGUAUGUUUGUCUCUCUAUCACAUAACCCAGAACUUAUUUCCUCAGCCAAAUGGCUAGGGGUCGAGCCUAGCCAUGAUUUUACCUCCAAUGGACGCAAGUUUCUUUGGUGAAGAUCUCUCCUGAGAGUUCGGGACUAGCAGAAAGAAGCGAGAAAAUUUCGACCGUUUGGUUCUUACGGAUAGGUAUGAUGGACGUGGUCACCUCCAUGACCUCUCUGAAUAUGACGCUGAAUAUUCCACAUGGAACAGAGAUUAUCAAUUGUCUGAAGAGGAGGCUAGAAUAGAUGCCCUCUGUGAUGAAGAGAGAGGAAGAAUAUAAGAGACUGAGUGAAGCUUUAGCAGAAGAUGGUACAUAUAACGCCGUGGGAUUCAGUUAUGGCAGUGAUUAUUAUGAUCCUUCAGAACCCACAGAGGAGGAGGAGCAGCAGGCCUCCAGAGAAAGAGAAGCAGCUCAGGCAGAAAAUGUUGAAGAAAAUGAAGAACCUUUCAUUGCUCCCUUGGGACUGAGCGUACCUCCUGAUGUAGAACUGCCACCAACUGCAAAAAUGCAUGCAAUUAUAGAGCGUACUGCAAAUUUUGUGUGCAAGCAGGGAGUUCAGUUUGAGAUUAUGCUGAAAGCCAAGCAAGCCCGCAAUUCUCAGUUUGACUUCUUGCGAUUCGAUCACUACCUCAACCCCUAUUACAAACUCAUUCAGAAGGCUAUGAAGGAGGGACGAUAUGCUGCUCCUUCCGAAAACAAAAUGGAAGAAAAAAAGAAUUCAAAAGUUAAUUCUGAUGAUGAGGAUGAUGAUGAGGAUGAUGAAGAUGGCAACUACCUGCAUCCGAGUCUCUUUGCCUCAAAAAAGUGCAAUAGGCUUGAAGAGCUUAUGAAGCCUUUAAAAGUGGUGGAUCCUGAUCAUCCACUUGCAGCACUUGUCCGCAAAGCUCAGUCUGACAAUAACUCAUCUACCCCACAAUCGGCAGAUGGUGCAGCCAUACAGACGUCACAAGUGGACUAUCCUGCAGAUUCAACAGUGGCAGCCAUGUAUUACAGUUACUAUAUGCUACCCGAUGGAACCUAUUGCCUGGCACCUCCACCACCAGGAAUAGAUGUUGCCACCUAUUACAGUGCACUGCCUGCAGGGAUGACUGUGUCAAGCACUACAGGAGUAACAUCAAUGCCUCCACCUCCUGGUACUACGCCUCCACCUCCCCCAGAUACAACUGAUUCCAAUAGUGGGUUGACAUCUACUACACCUGCUGCAAGCACUAUUGCGCCAGUGGUUGCCAUUAUCCCCCCACCUCCAGAUAUCCAGCCUGUUAUUGACAAGCUGGCUGAAUAUGUUGCUAGGAAUGGAAUUAAGUUUGAAACCAGUGUUCGUGCCAAGAAUGAUCUGAGGUUUGAGUUCCUGCAACCAUGGCACCAAUAUAAUCCCUACUAUGAAUUUAAGAAACAAUUCUUCCUUCAAAAAGAGAACAGUGACAACUCUCAGGGUGUAUCUUUACCAGAAGAUGUUCCAGCAGAUACUGCUUCUGACACACAGGGUGAAACUCAGUUUCUGGAUGAUGACACUUCUGAAGAUGCAUCUGAGAUGAGUGCUCCGGGAAUUAUAAAGGAUUCACCUGUCAAUAAAACUAUCAGCGAUGGUAAAUUGGUGAAAGCAUCAUUUGCUCCAAUAAGCUUUGCAAUCAAGGCCAAAGAAAAUGACCUCCUUCCCUUGGAGAAAAACCGUGUUAAACUAGAUGAUGACAGUGAUGAGGAGGAGGAAGAGGGCAAGGAAGGCCAAGAGAAUGCUAGCAACUCUUCAAAUAAUAAUCCAACGCUCGCCACUCCCUGUACUGCUGCUGAAGAGAGAAAACCUCAGCUUACCCAAGAGGAGUUGGAAGCCAAACAAGCAAAGCAAAAACUAGAGGACAGACUGGCAGCUGCAGCAAGAGAGAAGCUAGCACAGGCCUCCAAGGAAUCAAAAGAAAAGCAGCUUCAAGCGGAACGCAAACGGAAAGCUGCAUUGUUCUUGCAGACCCUGAAGAAUCCUCUGGCAGAAGCAGAAGUUGAGAAAAUUGAGGAGAAUUCCUUUAAUAUGGAGAAAUGCCAAGAGGGGAAGUGUCAUCAACCAGGGAAAAGAGUCAGAAGGCUCUGCCAUGAGUACUGUAGCAAGGCUGUCAGUAACAUGCCAUAUCCUUUAUUGACUGGAGUCAGAACUUUACCCACCGUAGAAGUGAAAUCAUCAGAAAGGCCUUCAAUCCAAAACAAAGAUCCUCCCAAAGAUGAAGAAAAGGAAAAGAAAAAAAAGAAACACAAGAAAAGAUCUCGGACAAGAUCUCGGUCACCUUCCAAAUAUCAUUCGUCGUCUAAGUCCAGGUCUAGAUCACAUUCAAAAGCAAAGCAUUCACUUCCCACUGCCUAUAGAACUGUCAGGCACUCAAGACUCACAGCAUCCACAGGGACACUGAGCAUGGAGCCGAGUCUGAGCAACUCAUCAAUGGCAGCAGGAACAGAGCGAGAAAAUUAUCAGGCAGCUUCGACAACGAAAAGAUUUGACUGCUGGAGCUCUUUAGAGGGAAAUCCUGGUAAAACGUCAAGGUCACGAUCGAGAUCUCCACGGAGAAGGGUCCACUCACCUGAAAGGCGAAGAGAGGAAAGGGCUGUUCCAACGGCUUAUCGCAUUAGUAACAGUCCUGGAAUGAGUAGGAAACGCACACGUUCCAGAAGCCCACAUGAAAAGAAGAAGAAACAACGACGGUCUAGAUCAUGUACCAAGUCCAAAGCUAGGUCUCAUUCACCAUCCAUGUCACCAGGCAAACAGUCCACACAGAAGAACUCUGUACAUUCAACUAGUGUGUCUCCUGUGGAGAGUAGGGAAUCCAGCCAAGAACGCUCCAGGGGCGUUUCUCAGGAAAAAGAUGGCCAGAUCUCUUCAGCAAUCGUGUCUUCAGUGCAAAGUAAAAUAACUCAGGAUCUAAUGGCCAAAGUGAGAGCGAUGCUUGCGGCUUCCAAAAACAUACAAACUAGUGCCUCCUGAGACUUGUUGAAUUGACCAUCAAGAAAACGGUGUGAAGAGGAACACUUUAAAAAACUGCCUCAUCUCAAAUGUACAGCCGACAAAUUUAGCUCAUUUUGGUUCAGAUCUCUUUUGUCUAAAGUUAUCAAAACCUGAAGAACUAAAAACCUUAUCUGUACAGAACUGUUCCCUAGGAACUUCAAUGACUUUUUGCACCCAGAAUCUCUCUUGACAGCUUUUGGUUUUUGUAAAUUGAUUUUUUUGACUAAUUCUUCAGUAAGAUUUUAUGAUCAGCAGUCUGUAUAUAUGUAAAUAUCAUGUUUCUGUGAUAAAGUAUUACACAAUAAAAGAGGAGAGAAACACCUUUUAUUAGCAA